AUGCCCUCGUCCACGAUAUGGAAGUUCCUCAAACGAAUUGGGAUCCUGGCGCUGCGUUUUUGGGGGGGUGGCGCUCUCUCCAUAAUCUCACUCAUCGUGGUGAUCGGGUACCAAAGAGCGGUUUCGCAGCUGAUUGAAAGUACCGUCACCGCAGUUUUUCAAAUGACCGUUGUGCUUUUCUGCUAUUUUUUAAUGCUCUGGUCGUACUACCGAACGAAUUUCACUCGUCCGAGUCCGAUCCCCGAGGCCUUCAGGCUGAGCGAGGACGAGCUUAAUAUGCUCAAAUCACAGCGCGGAUUCUUGGCUCGAGCAUACGCGAAUUAUCUGGCGGAUCUGAAAGAUAUUCCGAGAGGUCUCAAUCUGUGCAUGAGAUGUCGUUUGUUCGUGCCCCCCCGCGCGCAUCAUUGCCGCAUCUGUGGACGCUGUAUUCUACGAAUGGACCAUCAUUGUCCUUUUUUCGGGAACUGCAUACAUUUCGGGAACAUGAAGUUUUUCCUUUUGACGUUAAUCUACGCGUUCGUAUCCUGCGCGUUCAUCGUCACGACUCUCUACACAAUUAUGCAUGGACCUUAUCCUCAUUUCGACAAGACGAAUCGAAGACUCAGCGAAAUGGACGAGUAUUUAUUGACAGCAGUUUUCGCGAUUUCCAUGGCGUCUUCUCUUGCCAUCGGAGCAUUCCUCGCCUAUUGUUUGUGGCAUGUUUUCCGGAACUCGACACCGGUUGAGCUAUUCAUUGCAAUCAAGAACAAAUAUCCGAGGGGAAGUCCCUAUGAUAAUGGAGCUUACCAUAACUGGAGAGAAAUCUUUGGACCCGUCAUACUGGCAUGGUUCCUGCCGCUGUCCAGCACCGUCGGUGACGGGGUCACCUUCAGGGAGGGCAGACGCUGCUUGCCUGCCUGA
Molecule: messenger RNA, 900 nt
Organism: Galendromus occidentalis (western predatory mite)
Lineage: Eukaryota; Metazoa; Arthropoda; Arachnida; Mesostigmata; Phytoseiidae
Product: palmitoyltransferase ZDHHC20-like
Exons: 1
Coding region: 1-900 (299 amino acids)
Molecular function (GO): palmitoyltransferase activity
Source: RefSeq, a predicted model, not a curated record